This is a messenger RNA of Eimeria necatrix, 144 nucleotides long. RefSeq lists its product as hypothetical. The record is from RefSeq and is a predicted model, not a curated record. The coding region runs from base 1 to 144 and encodes 47 amino acids. NCBI's taxonomy places the organism in Eukaryota, Apicomplexa, Conoidasida, Eucoccidiorida, Eimeriidae. The transcript has 2 exons.
AUGAGUUCGGGCUCUUGGGGUGUAUGGACAGCAGCAAUCCCCCAAAGCGAGAACAGCAAUGCUGCAAGGCUGCAGCAAAUGCUGCAGCAGCUCAAAGACGCUUCUCAAGAGCAAGAAAUCGAAGGUGUUGUUGUCAAGCCGUGA